AUGAACAAGAAAAAUAAUAUUAUCUUUAUAUCGAAUUAUAGGAUGCAUCCCAGAUAUUAUUCUCACGUAACUAAGGGCUUUACUACUACAGAUAUGUCAACAUUAGAAAUAUAUAUUAAAAAAGAGAAAACAAAUAUAUUAUAUUUUCUUAUAAAGUUUUUUAUAUUUACCAUUUCAAUUUGGAUAUUACAAUGUUCUAAUACUUUGGAUUCUUAUAGAUCUUGGAAUUACAAAAAUGACUUAAAAAACAUACUAGAUUUAGGACCUAAAAGAUCAUUAGCAGAAAGCAAUGAUACAAUAGAACAAACAAAAAGUAAGUUAAGAUUAUGGGAGCAGCAAGAUAUGAUGGAAGCAUAUUUAGAAUCAAAGAAUGAACAAAAUGAGAUAAAGCAAAAUAUGGAUGUAGAACAAGGAAAUGAAAUGGUCACAAAAGAGAGAAAUAAUGAAGUAAAAUGUAAUAAGAAAAUUUUAAGCAAAUGCAAAAGUAAUCUAAAACUGAUUUUCUCAUCCUUUGCAUUUUUCUCAUCCCUUUUUAUUUUUAUAUUAUUUAUUGUAAAUUAUUUCACUUUUAUAACCUUCCCAAGAUAUAUUUUUUUAUUACUUCCUUUAUCCCUUGUAAUAAAUUCAAUCAUUUUAACACAUGAGAGAGUCGAAAUAAAAUAUAAGAAUAAAUUUUAA
Messenger RNA from Plasmodium relictum, 678 nucleotides. Its product is annotated as fam-h protein. Lineage: Eukaryota; Apicomplexa; Aconoidasida; Haemosporida; Plasmodiidae. The transcript is spliced from 2 exons. The coding region runs from base 1 to 678 and encodes 225 amino acids. The record is from RefSeq and is a predicted model, not a curated record.